UCGAAUACACCCACGGAGUUUUAAUUCCGUGAAUACGCCUGUAGAGAGAGAUCUCCACUUCCCUAGCAGCCGACAACCGGACGGAAAUGGCUCGGCUAAUGCUAUACGUGGAUUGGAAAUAAAUUUGCUCCCUGAAGACGAUGUGGUGAAGAAACUGAAAAAAAGUUGCACUGACAGCUUCACUGCCAGUAUGUCUUAUCAAAAUAUUGACCGUGAUUUUGCACAGAAAAAUGUACGUGACCAAGGAAGUGGGGAUUAUAAACGUGCUCCUCCAGCAACAGCGCCCAAACCUAAACCGUAUACCCCUGCCCCUGCUCCAUUCAAACAAGGUGGGGCAGCAUAUCGACCAGUUAACGUUGACACUUACCAGCCUCCACCUCCGCCUGUUCCUAGCUACACUAGCAAUGACCGCAGCUUUCCUCCACCUCCACCCCCUGAGCCUGUUCGUGGCUAUGUCUAUGACCCAGAUGCAGAGUUUCCCCCACCCCCACCACCUGCUCCCAUCCACAGUUAUGGCUAUAGCCAAGGGGCACGUGGAGGAAGUGGCAUUUACACAGCUCAAGCCAAGUUUGUCAGAAAUGAAGAUUAUAAUGAAGAUUUUGGACCUGGCCCAAUGAGUCCUCCAUCUCGUGCAAGUGAGCAGGUAAUUGGUCGGGCAGCAUAUGGUCAUGACAGUGGAGAAUCACCGUACUCAUCAAUAAGCACUUCCAUGUCAUCAUCUGGUAAUUACGCCAAUAUUCGAAUUAAUGUUGCACCUCCAACACCAACUUCCAAAGAGUUUGACUAUGGCAGGUACAGUUGUGUCACUUUUUUUCCAUUUCUAGACAUUUUAAGCUGUAUCAGCAAGUGCAGACUAAUAAAUGAAUUUAUUAAUAUAGUGCUUCUCACUUUGAUUUGUUUGCAUUCAUAUUCAGGAAGUACUUGUUAAAAAUAAGUUCACAUCAUGUCUUAUAGAGUAGAGCAUUUCCCAGUGACAGAAAAACUAUUUAUAUUAUGGGCACUGCAUUUACUAUGGCUUUUUAUUUAACCUUGCUAAUCUGAUAAGACAAGAACAAUGUGUGCUAUUUUUUUAAAAACUUUUACUAUGUUUAGCUUU
Pomacea canaliculata is the source of this 1096-nucleotide messenger RNA. Its product is annotated as formin-like protein 3. NCBI's taxonomy places the organism in Eukaryota, Metazoa, Mollusca, Gastropoda, Architaenioglossa, Ampullariidae. The coding region runs from base 191 to 928 and encodes 245 amino acids. The transcript is spliced from 3 exons. The record is from RefSeq and is a predicted model, not a curated record.